Messenger RNA from Prunus armeniaca (apricot), 267 nucleotides. The record is from the annotation of a GenBank genome assembly. Lineage: Eukaryota; Viridiplantae; Streptophyta; Magnoliopsida; Rosales; Rosaceae.
AUGGAAGAAAUACUUGGGAAUGGAAGUGUUCCAAACAACCAAUGCUCUAAUAAUAAGAAUGAAACAGGGAGCACGGAAGGCUGUAUGAGUGAGACUAUAAGUAAAGAAAGAGCUGAAGCUGCGAAGAAUGAUGCAGGACUACCACUCUUCAAUUUAAAAAGAGUUUUAGCUGCAACAAACAACUUCAAUGUAGCGAAUAAACUGGGAGAGGGAGGAUUUGGCCCUGUUCAUAAGGUGACACUUUCUAAACUGCUUGAUAAAUACUAA